AGAAGUAAUUGCGGAUAGUGGAAAUGCACAUUCAGCACUCUAUGGUAUACGCUUCUAAAAAUGACACGCGUUGCGAUAGACACGUGGCCUUGCACCAAACCACCAGAGUGGACCAGAAGAACCGGGCUUGUGGGGAUUUAAGGCCUUGGCCCAAGACGCUUCAGAAGAACUCAGGAAAUGACAUUUCCUCCGUUUAGCAGGACACAGAGACAGCGAGAGAGCGAGCAUGUGAGCGAGAGACUACUGGGAGAACGAGUGGGAGUUCCUAAGUGGGAACAGAGCAACUAGUGUUUCGUAUUACUGCGAAAAGAGGAGAAAGAGAGGAAGAGUUCAUGUGGCCAAAGGCUGUGGUGGGUCCCGCAGUCGUGCUCCGCUUGUUUAAGCGUGCUGCAGUGUUGUGGGUUUAUGGAUUCACUGAGAGAGGACAAUGUACAUUUCUGUAGUGCUGCUGGUCCUGACUAAAGCUCUGCUCACAGAAGUAUGUCACGCCCUGAACGUGACGGUGAUCCCGGGGCCCGUUCUCACGGCAACCGAGCGGGAGAACCUGACACUGUCCUGCCUGGUAUCUCAGAGAAAGAAGAAUGGCAGCACUCUCGUCCUCCGCUGGUUCUUCUCCCCUCUGGCUGCUCCCACCCCGGCGCCUCCUUUACCUCUCCCAUCUCCUUCCCCCAACACCCCAGAGCCCUCCCAGGUCCUCAUAGUCAAAAUGGGCAUCAAGAAAAUCAAGCUGUACGGCAACUACACCCGCCGCUUCCCCCAGCCCAAGUUUCGUCUUUACGAGCAAACGGAGGGAGAGGUGUACCGCUUAAGGAUUCUCAACGUGAGUGGGACGGACCAGGGCUUCUACACGUGUCGAGUGCACGAGAUAACAAAGUACAGAAACGUAUGGAGAGCAUCGUCCAACGGUAGCAGCACCACACAGCUGACAGUGCAUUUUACACUGGAGGCUCGUGGAGGUGAAGGAAUUUGGCGCCUGUUAUCAGACGUGAACGUGUGUGCCGUGUUAAUCUGCUCGCUGGGUUUAGUCUCCAUCUUCCUCUUCACUCUCACGCUCACGUUCCAGUAUUUCUACAGGAGACACAGGCUCAAAGCAAGUUACCUUCUGGUCAAGUGUCCAGAGAGCAGCUCCGGAGAGACAGUAACCAGCUCCGGAAGUUCUUCUAGUUCCUCACCAAGAGCACUGAGUAAAUACAUGGGACAAAAAAGUGAUCGAAAAGUGGCAUUAAAACCCCCUAAGGUGCCCGAGAAGCCACUACCACACACACCACCUACAGUGCCCAAGGCUUCAAAAGGACCUCAGAAGCCCAAAAGGUCAAAGGUCCCAAGGAGAUCUGCCAAUCCUCAAGCACGUCAGGAGGACAACCUGACAUACGCGGAGCUGGAGUUGGUCCGACCAGCCAUCGAGGCCCCGGCCUCCACCAGUCCCGACCCUGACCCUUCCAGCCCAGACACGGUAUACGCUCAGAUCCUCUUCCAGGAGAAGCAGCUGUAAACACAGCAACUCGAUCUGGACCCAUGGAUAUCUCGCGAUACCUCCCAGAGAGGAAGACUUUGAUUGGGUUCUGGAGUGAGGACGUGUAUUUAUGAACAUGCAAUUGGCAUUUGUUUUCACUGUAUGUGUCUUUGCGUGUCUUUGAGCACCUGAUUCGAGUCUAACACAGACAUUUUUGAAGGGCCUGAUUUUAUGUUUGCUUUGUCGGCAUCUCUGGUCUGUGAGCCAGAUGUCGUAAGAAUGCUCUGUUAUUGCUGACAGGAUGCUCAGGAGAGAAGUCGUUGUCAAUGCUUCUUUUUCUGGACAACAUUGCAACUCUCAGAUUCUUUUCAUUCAUCUCUAGUUUACAGUGGAGACCUGCUUAUGAAAUAAUAAAUGGCAAUGUACAUUAUAUAUGUCCAUGUAAAAUAUUUUGUUUCAUAUAAAAAACGUUUUUAAAUUGA
This is a messenger RNA of Hippocampus zosterae (dwarf seahorse), 1935 nucleotides long. It is a transcript of the gene vstm4a, whose product is annotated as V-set and transmembrane domain containing 4a. The coding region runs from base 428 to 1492 and encodes 354 amino acids. The transcript has 8 exons. Lineage: Eukaryota; Metazoa; Chordata; Actinopteri; Syngnathiformes; Syngnathidae. The record is from RefSeq and is a predicted model, not a curated record.